UAGCUACAUAAGAUGAUAAAAUGCCAAUUUGCUGGCUUAUCAGUGAGGAGGGCAAUCAUAAACCUAUUCGACUGCCUCACCUACAGACAGUUGUCCUGGGUCGAGGUCCAGAAACGACAAUUAAAGACAAAAAAUGCUCUCGGCAGCAAGUUGAAUUGAAAGCAGAAUGCAACAAAGGAUAUGUCAAAGUUAAACAGCUGGGCUUGAACCCCACCUCCAUAGACUCUGUGGUGGUGGGUAAGGGCAAUGAGGUCAAAAUGAAGCCCAGACAGCAACUUCAUAUUGUCAAUCAGCUCUACCCAUACACUGUGCAGUUCAUGGAGGAUCCCCCCAGAGACCACGGCAGCACCAAAAGACUACUAGAGCCGACUUCUGAGGACAGAGAGAGCCACAGAGAGGCUCCGAGUAUGAAAGCAGCCGAACAGACAGAAAAGGUCUCUGUGUCAGUCAGCCAUGGAGAAGACACAAAAACCAGUGAAAGUUUUGGACAUUGGAGCCAAGGUCUGAAGGCCUCAAUGCAAGACCCAAAGAUGCAGGUGUACAAGGACGAUAAAGUAGUAGUAAUCAAAGAUAAAUACCCAAAAGCUCGCUACCACUGGCUGGUCCUCCCGUGGCAGUCCAUUUCCAGUCUGAAAGCCUUACGUGAGGAGCACUGUGACCUGGUGAAACACAUGCAGCAAGUUGCUGACCAGAUGGUUCAGCAGUGCCCAGAUGUUGGCUCGUUACGCUUCCGCACAGGGUACCAUGCCAUCCCCAGUAUGAGUCAUGUACACCUCCAUGUGAUCAGCCAAGACUUUGACUCUCCUUGCUUAAAACACAAAAAGCACUGGAACUCAUUCACAACUGACUAUUUCAUUGAGUCUCAUGAUGUCAUUCAGAUGCUUGAAACAAAUGGAAGGGUCACCGUCAAAGAAGGAACCAGUGAGAUGUUGAAACUACCUCUCCGUUGUCACAUGUGUCGCAAAGAGCUUCCCACUAUACCAGCUCUGAAGGAACACCUGAAGUCUCACUUUCCCAGCUAAGAAAGUGACCUCCAAGAGGACACAAUGCCUCAGAACCCAUUGGCUAUCGUCUGAACGACGAUUUAGCCUAUCAGGGGAAACAGCCAAUGUUUCGGGGCUUCCAGUGUAGCCAGCAGACACCCGGAUAACAGAUAUCCGGGCCAAGACUUCCUCCACAAAUUGAGACAUGACAAUGGUAAUCUCUAUAAACAGAUAUCUGCAUAUGAAUGCUAAAUCGUCGUCAGACAAUAGCCGAUGGGUUCCGAGAUUGCAUUUUGGCCAGUGCGUUCCACCUAUUUUGCUCUCCGCAUGGACUGUUUACCUGUAUGCAACCAAAGCCCGCUCAAAAGUGAUUGGUCAAUACUACUCGGACAGAAGAAAUCAGAACGCUUCCCAUACCAAAAUCUUGUCCCUUGCCUACAUAUUCUGCAUUCAUAUGUAGAUAUCUGUUUAUAGAGAUUAAGGUUCAACAUAGGACUGUAGUGUGUUGGGCAUUAUUGUUGCCUGUUAAUUCUGAUUUAUGGUUCUAUAAAACUUGUUUCAGUAAAAAAUGUAAUUGUGUGGCUGGAACACAAUGUCCAUCUAUAGCUUUAGUUGCAUUUACCACUUGUCAUUUGUCAGUAGGUUUAAGAAGAGGGUCACUGUGAAGAUGCAUGUCACUUAUGUUGGAUUUCAAGACUGGGAAAUCGUAAUAUUACAUCUAUUGUUCCCACAUUUUCAAACAUGUUUAAAUAUGUUGUAAUAAAUAUUUAAUAAGAACUGAA
Molecule: messenger RNA, 1765 nt
Organism: Siniperca chuatsi (mandarin fish)
Lineage: Eukaryota; Metazoa; Chordata; Actinopteri; Centrarchiformes; Sinipercidae
Gene: aptx
Product: aprataxin
Exons: 7
Coding region: 21-1022 (333 amino acids)
Biological process (GO): double-strand break repair; single strand break repair
Cellular component (GO): nucleus
Molecular function (GO): single-strand break-containing DNA binding; double-stranded RNA binding; mismatched DNA binding
Source: RefSeq, a predicted model, not a curated record